This is a messenger RNA of Lodderomyces theae, 1953 nucleotides long. It is a transcript of the gene PSD1, whose product is annotated as phosphatidylserine decarboxylase 1. The record is from RefSeq and is a predicted model, not a curated record. Gene Ontology annotation, molecular function: phosphatidylserine decarboxylase activity. Gene Ontology annotation, biological process: phosphatidylethanolamine biosynthetic process. The transcript has a single exon. The coding region runs from base 1 to 1953 and encodes 650 amino acids. Gene Ontology annotation, cellular component: mitochondrion. NCBI's taxonomy places the organism in Eukaryota, Fungi, Ascomycota, Pichiomycetes, Serinales, Debaryomycetaceae.
AUGGCUUUUAGACCACCUCGCUUCAGCUGGUCAAAGUCUCUUGGUCUGAAAUGGCAAUACAAUAAAUCAUCCACUUCGACAAUGUAUCAACAACAACAACAAUUUUACAACACACAGUCCAGAAACAUUCUACAACCAUUGUCUAGUGCCAGUCGCAUGGCACAAAUGUCACAACUGACGCAACAGCAACAGCAACAGCAACAAACCAAGAGCCAAAGAAGAUAUUUUAGCUACUACUAUUAUCAGUUCCCCAAGAUACCUAGACCUAAGAGAAGUGUGUUUUACUAUAGCACUUGGUCUAGAAUUGGGAGAAGUGGCGGUGGCGGUGGCGGUGGUAAUGGCGGUAGUGGCGGCAUCACCUACAAUAGCACAGUUAGCGGUAGUAGAUCGUACUACACUUUUACUAGAUUACCGUUCCCUAGAAUCUCCAAAAGACUGUUUUCAACCGCUAAUCAAAAAAUCAAAAACAAGACUCAAAGAAUCCAUAAAAGAUUCUUUUCAAGUGAAGCCAGGUCAAGAAGACAACAACGGAGGAAAUUCAUGAAAUGGUGGACCAUCACCUCGUUAUCUAUUGUGUUGGGUGGGGUUGCAGCCAAGAUCAAGUACGACCGUAGUGAGGAACAUGAAAAUCCAUACAAGAUCAGACCUCACUCUUGGCAAUUGUAUGCGUAUUCAACUCUCCCAUUGAAGACAAUGUCACGUUUAUGGGGGUAUGUAAAUUCUAUUGAUUUGCCUGUGUUUCUUAGAUCUCCAUCGUACCGUCUAUAUUCAGCCAUUUUUGGAGUCAAUUUGGAGGAAAUGGAAAAUCCUGACUUGAAAAGCUACAAGAACUUGUCUGAGUUUUUUUACCGAACCUUGAAACCAGGAGUACGUCCAAUUGCCGAUGAUGACUUGGUUAGUCCUGCUGAUGGUAAAGUUUUGAAAUUUGGUGUCAUUGAUCAAGGAGAAAUUGAACAAGUGAAGGGAAUGACUUAUUCCAUUGAUGCGUUGUUGGGGACUACAUCGACUAGGAAGUUGGCUGCGCCUACACACUCUACGCAAUUUGAUGACGAUGGCAGUGAUGACGAAACCAAGAUCAAGAGAGAUGAAGAGUUUGCCAAAUUGAAUGGAAUUUCGUACACUGUGGAUGAUAUCCUUGGAGGUGAAAGUGAAAACACUAGCCACAUGAAUGAAUUAAGCUACACUGAUGUUAAAGAAGGUACGGCAAAAGGUGAUAGAGCUUCCUUUACUAAAGAGUUGGCGGUAGCUGAAGAAUUGGCCCCCAAUCCACUGGAGAGCUUCCGUCAUAAACAAUUGUAUUUUGCUGUUAUAUACUUGGCGCCAGGCGACUACCAUCAUUUCCAUUCCCCAACUAGCUGGGUGGCAACUUUGCGUCGUCAUUUUAUUGGAGAGUUGUUUUCAGUGGCUCCAUUUUUUCAAAAGACGUUACAAGGUUUAUUUGUGCUUAAUGAGAGAGUAGCCUUGUUGGGAUAUUGGAAGUAUGGGUUUUUCUCAAUGGUACCAGUGGGGGCAACAAAUGUCGGAUCAAUUGUCGUGAAUUUUGACAAAGAUUUGAAAACAAAUCUGUAUUAUGAAGAGGAAGUGUAUGGAAAUGGGCAACCAUCGUUUUCCUAUUCUUCUUCUGCCUCUUCAACUACAUCUGCUCCAUCCACAUCUGGAUCGGCUCUGGAAACCACCCCCUUAUUGCAACGAGAAUACUCAGCAUCGACGAUUUUUCAAGAACUUGAAGAACGCAAACGCAAGAAAUUGAAAAAGAACACCGUCUAUGAAGCAACUUAUACUAAUGCAAGUAGGAUUUUGGGCGGAUAUCCGUUGUCUAAAGGACAAGAAAUGGGUGGGUUCAAGCUUGGUUCAACUGUGGUUUUAGUAUUUGAGGCUCCUGAUAAUUUCAAAUUUGAUCUUAACGUCGGUGAUAAAGUCAAAGUGGGUCAAUCUUUGGGGAAAUUUGUGUAA